GGGGUGGCACUGGAUGAGAUUUAAGGUCCCUCCCAACCCAAACCAUUCUGGGAUUCCUAGGCUGAUACCCUGAUCCCAUUUCAACCAAACACACAUUUACACUUUGGGGCUGAAAAGCCCAACAGCACAGAUGAAGAACCACAUAAAAUUGAUAGUUUGCUCCUUCUCAAGCUAAAAUUACAAAUUCCAGCUCACAAAUUCCUCUGUGGCACAGGCAGCACAUCAGAGCCAGCCCCACACACUGACCUGGCAGCAAAACCACUGCCCUGGGCAAUGCCCACGAGGAUCACCCACAGCAACACAGCCUCUGCCAUCUUCCAGUAAGAACAUAAACCCCAAAUCCUGAAACUGUUAUUCUUUGAGUCAAAACGGGGUCAAACAGCAAAGAAUUAUUGAGCUCUUGUUGCUGUGCUACACUUUGCACUCUCCUGUGUGUGCUGCAACAGCAAAACAUCACCUUAUGCUUUACAAGGAUGGAACAGGGUGGGAGAGCAGCCCAGAGCAAUCAUUUUCCAAGGUUUCUUGUGCCUCCCUAGAUUUCAGCUCUGCAGCUAUAGGACAGGGAUGGUUUGGGGGGCAGGGGCAGGUUUUGGAGUACCAAACACAGGCAGUGCUCAGCAGGACACAGUGGGCAGCUUCAAACCCAGUGGGUGGCCAGGUCGGAGCCCAACAUCUGUGCUUUCUACAGGCAGGAGGGAAAGGUCCUUCCAGCUUGCUGAGCAAAACCCUCUCUGUUCCUUUGAAGCUUCCACUCCCCCAAGGCUGGCCAAUACAGCUCCUGAUGAGCCCUGAGGGCAGGAGAUGCACAAUCCCUGACCCGCUGGUGACCGCAGCGCUUCCAGCAGCACUUCCCCAGCUCAGGCCACGUGUGCUUCCCAGAACAGACUGUCUGACUCACGAGGGGAUGUGUGGCCCUCAAAAACCACCAGGGCACGUGACAGCUCCAGGCUGAGUUCAAUGGCUGAGAUACAGAUGAGCUUUCCGUCCUCUUCCUUUGCAGUUUGGAGGAAUUCUUCAAAGUUUUGGUCUCAUUUGCUUUCAAAAUAACAAUCACAAUGGAAGCAGCCUAAUCUUUCCUUCAGAGAAAAUUCAAACUACUGCUGUGAUAGAGUAGAGAAGGUUGGAGGAAAAGCAGACAGACUUUCAUUCAAAUUUGAAGCAUCAGAAUUGCUUUUCUCCACUUUUUUACCCCAACCGUCCAGUGAACACCCAGACCACAGAGCAGUGAAAAGGCCUGAAGUGCAUUUAGAGGCUGGUGGAGAUUCCAGUUCACAGACUGGGGCUGCUCCAGAGAGUGGCUGCAGCAAAACAGGCUGGAAAACACUCACAUUGUAGUUAAUGAGAGGGAAAUCUUCUGAUCAGGAAACUCACAUUUGUGUGACCACACACAAACACCAUUCAAAAACCUGGUCCUCUUCUCUUCAACCUCACCAGACUUUGGAAUUCUGACAAAAUAAUGGACAAACCAGCACAAUUCCAAUCUCCUACACUUCAGGCUGCCCCAGAGGUGACAAACCUCAGCCUGCUGAACUGAUGACAUUUUCCAAACCUCCACACAAUUCCUCCAGGUCUCUCCAAACAUCCUCUCUCCUGUCCUGGGAGGUCCCUGAGCUCAGCACUGAGGAAGCUGAGCCCAGCUCCAUGGAUUUGGCUCCAUGGACAGACAGUGGUGAGGAAUGGGAUGCCCUGGGCUGUGCAGGAAGGCAGGCUCCAUCACUGAGAGGUGCCUUCUGGCCCCAAAAUCUGUGAAUUCAGGAACUGACCCAACUCCCUGCAUAUGGCAUCUCAUUACUGGGGUGGCAAGGGGAGACAUUUGGCAGAGAGGAGGAAAUAAAAAAGGAAAAUACAACUGCAGAGUCAGCCAAAUUGCACAUUAAGCCUUUGAUAGCCAGGUUGUACAUCCAGAUGCGAGGAACCAGAGUGAAGAUUUCAGAUAAAUGUUAUUCUGAAGCCUCUGCCUCAGCUCCUGCAUUGCCAUUUUCAGCAGGAGCUGGAAUUCCAGUGGGAAUGGCUGCUCAGAUUGAAUCCUGCAAGUCCCUUUCCACUUUUUCCUCCUUUCUCUGAAUUUCUCUGUUCUCCCCUUUGAAAUACCAUCAGCUCUUCCUUGAAAGGCACACAGCAAAAGCAUCACCUUGUCUGAUUCGUGGCAACAGACUAGAGCACAAAUUAUGUUGCUGUCCUUCAUAACUCUUUAAAAAUACCACAAAACUCUGUGCAGCCUCCUUGCCAAGUCCCCUUUGUAAAGCCAACACUGUUACCUUGUGGAGCUGAGGAGAAAUUUGGAUAGGAAAUUUCUAGCCCCUGCAGAUGAUCUGUAGGUGUUUGUCAAACAGCAUUUGACUUGUUAUGGAGAAGUUUCAGGGCAGAGGGGAAUAACUGGGGCCCAGGAGCACUGAACUGCUUUGACAAACUUCCCACGUUGCAUUUUCAGGGAUGGCGGAUCUCAGCCCUGCCUAAAUCAGGAGAUGUGGGGCAGCACCUUGUUCUGGCACAGGCUCCCCAUAAGACACAUGGGAUUUUGGGGGCAGGAGCAGCCCCCCAGCCCUGUCACACACCCAGGGCAGGGACACGGCUGAACAUCCCUCCCCAGGGAUCUGGGCACUGCCAGCUGAGGAGGAGGCAGAUCUGCCACAGGGGCUGCCAGUGCCUGCACCCCGAGGGCACCAAGAUCUACCUAGGGGAAUGCCUUCCCUCAUUCUCCAGAGUUUUCAGUGGAGAAAUCAUGUUUUAACUCGGGCUGGGACUUUCCAGGAGCUGGAGACAUCAGUGUCUGCCCUUCACUCUGAGUUCAAGCACUUCCUCCUCUUUCAGUCCUCUGUCUUGUAGGACUUCUGCUGAAUGCACUGAGAGCUGCCUUCACAACACAUUUGACAGCAGCAGUUUUAAUUAGCAGUAAGAUGGAAUAACUACUAUUUUUUUUGGUGACAACUAACUGUAAGAAAUGUUCCAGCCUCCUUUUCCAAGGAGUUCACCAAUUCCAGCCUGUGUCUAAAAAAAAAAAAGCCCUGUCCAAAGAUCGCAGGAUUUCUCAAGGGGAAAAAAAAAAUAUAAGGCAGCCCGCAAAAAUUUAUGAGUGCCUGCAUUUCCUCUGCUUGAGACAUAACAAGUGAAGCACUGUCUAAGUGCAAAAUACACAAGAGAAAUGACUGCAGAGUAAGAUCUCCACGAGGAAAAUAAUUCCCGAGUGCAGCUUUGCAGCUCUGAAGAGGUUAAUACACUUCCUAACUCCAAUCAAAAAUGCAUAAAACAGCACAUAUUUUGCACCUUAGACACUGGAAUUUUAGUUUAUCAUAGUAAAGAGCAGGGAAAAGGUUAAUUCAGGCAACCCCUCCGAACCAGAAUUUUCAGUUCCCUUUCCACCUACUUGAAACCUCAAGACUAAUGCAAAGAGGUGAAAAAACCCCAAACCUAAACUCUACUGAGUGGGUCUGCAAGUGCAUUUUACUGGAUAGAGCUGCCUGUAGAUAAAUCAGCUGCAUAAAGAAGUGCCACUGCUGAAAAAAACAGAUAAAACACCAACACAACCCUAACAAAUAAAUAAUACAAGGGAAACUCCGUGCUGGGUUUGGUUGAGUGGCUGCUGGCCCAUACUCCAGAAACAGCAGAGCACCCCCAUUUCACCAUGGAAAUUGGAAUAUAGCUGCAGUGGAGGGGGGUCAGGCUGAGGGGAAGAAAAGCACCCUCAUUUCACCCUGGAGAAUGAAACAGAGCUGCAGUGGUGUGGGGUCAGCUGGGGAGCAGCAGAGCACCCCAUUUCACCCUGGAAAUUGGAAGAGAGCUGCAGUGGAGUGAAAUCAGACUGAGGGGAAGCAAAGCACCCCCAUUUCACCCUGGAAUUUGAGCUAUAGCUGCAGUGGUGUGGGGUCAGCUGGGGAGCAGCAGAGCACCCCAUUUCACCCUGGAAUUUGAGCUGCAGUGCAGAGGGGUCAGGCUGGGGGAAGCAGAGCACCCCAUUUCACCCUGGAAUUUGAGCUGCAGUGCAGUGGGGUCAGGCUGGGGAGCAGCAGAGCACCCCAUUUCAGUGUGGAAUUUGAGCUGCAGUGCAGAGGGGUCAGGCUGGGGGAAGCAGAGCACCCCAUUUCACCCUGGAAAUUGGAAGAGAGCUGCAGUGGAGUGAAAUCAGACUGAGGGGAAGCAAAGCACCCCCAUUUCACCCUGGAAUUUGAGCUGCAGUGCAGAGGGGUCAGCCGGGGAGCAGAGCCCAGCCCAGCUCGGCGCUACCGGCGCGGGCCGCGGGCCAGCGCGGUGCCUGUAAACAUCCCCAGCGCCUUUAUUGGCAAUUACUGCUGAAGGUCACACAUCAGCAGCGGGCCUAAAUUCCAGGAAAAAAAGCUCUUCUUAUGUAACUGCUGCCUGAAUGUUGGCAGGUGCCCAGCGGAACAGCUCACUGCAAUGUGGCUGGGAGGGGAAAAAGGAAUAUAAAAAAAACAAAAAGCAAAGUAGGCCAUCUCCCAGCGCAAUCGGCAUCCUGCGCGUGCCACCUGCAGGUCAGCCCCGACGGGCCCUGCCUGCCAGGCCAGCAAACACCCAUGGCUCCUCCAGCACAGGGCUGUUUCAGCAGCCAGGACUCGCACUUCAGGUGGAAACUGGGCCACGGUGUCCCCAAAGGGCAGCCCUGGCCGGGAGGAAGGACAGGAACCUUUCCCAGAGCUGGGCUGGAGCACAGGGAGCCCACGGUGCAGCUCAGCGUGCAACAGCAGCAAAUCUGCAUUUGCAUCACGCCCGCACUCCUCAGUGGGCUGAGGAUUGCAUUAACAGCACAUUAAGCUGUUGUGUGCAAUUACAAGCAGGGUUUAGCUCUUGCUGUUGUGUGAGGAUUCACACUUGCUGCAAGAAUUCACCUUGGCCCCAAAGCUCUUCCCGGAGACAGCAGCAAGGCUCCAUCAGGAACAGGAUUAGGGCAGCUCCAGCCCAGGAAGGAGGCCACAACAGAGACUCAGCCCAAGGGCUUCUAAGGACAAUGCCCUGCCUUGGGGUUUUGGCUUUCUCACCUGAGACACCUGCACAGAGCCCACGUCACACACGCCCGCUGAGCCCUUCAGCUCCUGCUCCCACCCCACGCUCCAGGAGAGGCACAGAGCAGCCACAGCACAACCCAAAGGCCAGCUCUGAGCUCACAACCCCCCAAACCAGGAGGGAACCAACACAGCCGUGGUGCCAGUGUGGUGGGACUCAUGGUUUGGGCUUUCUAUCAAUGCUCCACUGCUUCUCCUUGGAAAACUGCAGCUCGUCCCAGUCCCUUCCUUUCCAGCACAAAGGGAAUUGCACAUAAACCCUCAAUAAAAGUGUGAGUUAGGACAACAGCACCACCUCUGCUGUUCCCCUCCUCUCCACUCCUCCAGCACCCAAAGCCCCCAAGCUCAGCCCAGAAUUGUCCAGGGCUGGUGCCAGCCCCACACUCAGGGGAUUUCCUGCCACUGGGUGAAUUCCAGCAUUAUUCACCCACUUCCAAAGGACACUCCAAAGAGGGUCUUUCCUGACUUUCUGUCAUGAUUUUCACUAACAAACACAGAUCUCCUGGUGGUUUUUAUAUCCUUUGUUUUUGAGACCCACUGCUCGCUGGGAUUACCUUGCAGGACACAACUAAGAUAACUCAACCUACAUAAAAUUCCACCAUGAAAUCAAGCCAUCAACAGUUACUUCAGUGGAGCAUUCCCUGAGGGAAUGAGGAGCAUUUCAGCUGAUCAGAACAUCUCAAGUGUGCAUAGUCUUGACAGAAAAGCAAGUCAAUAAUUUUACUAAUAAUGCAGAGUUUUGUAUUCUUUGCCCUAAAUGUUUACAGUUUCCAGGGCUGACAAGGGGGCAAAAAAGGAAACCAGAAAAUCCCAGGAUUUGAGACUUGCCAGUGGUUCCAGCUCCAUCUGAAUCCCUUCCCUGUGCAGCCAGUGCUCAGUGCUGAUGCUUACACACACACCUGCUCCUUCCAUGCACUUGCUCCAUUAAGGGGCAAUAAAAUUCCUCCUUUGCAGCCUCCAGACCAAAUCCUAAAUUGUUCUGCACGCUCUGGCUGAUUUACUGCAGGCAAAGACAGCACAUCACAGCCAGAAACCAAAGGGAAAAGAGUUUCACAUUAUGACUUAAUUUGCAAUUAAACAAUUCAACUUUCUCUCUGAAGUUUCUCCAAGCUAAAAUUAUACAUAUACACACACGUGCUAUUCUGGGAAGCUGCAGCAGCACAUCAUCCAAAGGACCUGGCCUGGUGGAAGCAUUUCUGUGCUACAGGUUAACUUCUGGAAACCAGAGCAGGCUGCUGGGGUCUAUGCCCCAGGUUGAAAGGGGAAAAAUGGGUUUAUUAACAAAAAAAAACAAAGAGAAACAGACAGCAGAGCACCUCUGUAAUGCCAGGAGUGUGUGUGGAGCAUGGGGACACACCUGAGAUCUCACCCCAGCACAGCUCAGAGGUGAUGGCACGGCAGUAAAUGAACUUGUGCAACAAGAAAUUUGCCUUUCAGGUCAAAAUCAGACUCUGGGCCAAAAGCAGUGAUGGGAAACCUGUUUCUUAGGGAAGGGACCUUCAGUUCCAGCCCUAAAAUCCCCCCAAACAGAAAACACUGUCCAGCCCAGCCUUGGGUAAUGUGCACAUUAUUUGCCCACUUUAGUGAUAAACAGUUUGGCUUUCAAAUCCAUUUCACCAGGCAAGGUCCCCAAAUAUUUCAUUUUCAGAAUGAAGUUUACCCAGUGAAUUCAGGUGGUUAACAUCAAAAUCAACAAGCCACACCGUAAAUUGCUUUCUGCAGAUUUCAUGACCUACUCCACUAAAUAAAGGUCAGAAAUGCUUUAGACAUUUUAAGUGGUUGAGCUUUGCUCCAAAUAAAAGGCUGGCUUGGGAGAGAACACAGGAAACAAAGCACUGAGAGGAAAAUAUUUCUUUUUUCCGUGGUAUUUCAGUAAAAUAAGGUGCCAGUCAAUCACUUUCUCAGUAUUAUACAUUUAUGCAAAUUCCACACCCACACCAGGGUUUUUUUGAGCUGAUGAGGAAGUUGCAGAGCAGAGGCAGCUCAGCUCCCUCCGCCCUGCCCUGACCAGACUCCAGGCUCGUCAGAGUCCUUGGAAAGCUCCACGUCAGCUCAGCUCCAAGUUUUCCCUCAAACGGGGCUUUUCACCCACAAACAGCUUCCCAAAUCACUGAUUCCUCAGGGCUCCACACCACCCACCCCACUGGGGCACAGCCAGGGCACUGCAAGGCUCUCACGAGCUGCAGCACUGUCACUGCCCCUUCUUGGGAACACAAAUCCUACACAAUUUAUGCCCCUUCCCAGUCCCACCUGCACCCACCUCCCUCCAGCUCCUUCAAGGACACCAUUAAAGCUCACUAUUUGGCUUUCCAAAUAAGAAAUAACCCCUCCACAUAUGACACAGGAAUGGUGGCCAAGUGCUAAAUGCUGACUGCUCAGAGCAGUUCACCCUCCAGAUCUGAUCCUAAAGUUCACAGGAUCUACCAUGGCACCAGCUGAUUGCAGACUACCAAAAAUGAUAACUCUCCAUCUGGAUUAAUAUUGCAAGAAAUGACAUGUGGAAUUAGUUAUGGUAACUAUUCCCAGGAUAGACACACAGCAGACCGAGAACUCCACUAAUUCACUGACACAGGCACACAAAUCAGAACGCUCAGUGCUGCAGAGACAGGACAGAUCACAGGGCUACUGGUAAAACAAACACCAUAGAAACAACACUGGAGAAGAGAAAUAAAAU
Molecule: messenger RNA, 7689 nt
Organism: Zonotrichia albicollis (white-throated sparrow)
Lineage: Eukaryota; Metazoa; Chordata; Aves; Passeriformes; Passerellidae
Source: RefSeq, a predicted model, not a curated record